Messenger RNA from Ilex paraguariensis (yerba mate), 1350 nucleotides. Lineage: Eukaryota; Viridiplantae; Streptophyta; Magnoliopsida; Aquifoliales; Aquifoliaceae. The record is from the annotation of a GenBank genome assembly.
CUGUUGGAAUCCGAUUCUCUCUCCUCAUCUCAGUUACUUGUUACGCGAAGUCUAUGGCGAAGAUUCCUACAACACCCCAAGACUGGGACACAGGCACAAAUCAAAAAGACAAGGAAGAAGAAGAAGAACAAAAAUUCUCCAAGAUGACGCAAGGUCAUGAAAUGGAAGAUGGUGAUUCUACUGGGAGGAAAUGGGAAGACCUGGACAUCGAUAUUCUGGUGAAGAUAUUCCAAUCUUUCGAUGUUUUUGAGUUGACCUCUGGCCUCGCUCAAGUUUGUAGUACAUGGCGUUUGGCUUGUUGCGACCCUCUGCUGUGGAAAAAUCUUGACUUAUCGAUGAUGAAAUCUAACUUCAUAAAAAUCCCAUUGGAGCCAUUUGUCUAUGUGGAUAACCGGUCUGACAAAACACUGACACGAGUGUUAAAGAUUGCUUUGAAUCUUAGCCGUGGAAGCAUAUUAACCUUGAUUUUCCAUUUCAAUCUGUACGUCAGCGAUGAACAGUUUACUUACACCGCUGAAAGGUGCCCACGGCUCAGAAGAUUAGUCAUGCCUGCUUGGAAUCGAAUAAAAAGGGCUGGAAUGUGCAGAGCUAUUAGCUUGUGGGAAGAUCUCGAGUCUCUGACGAUGCCUAGCAUAGGAAAUCCUUCAUACCUCAUGGAUGAAAUUGCUAAGAACUGCAAGAACUUUUCUGAACUCAAGAUCAUGGGUCCUUGUGAUAUUCUGUGUGCAACUACAUUAGUCACACAUCUUCCUAACCUGAAAGUUUUAAGCCUUCGGUGUUCGAUGCUCUUGAAGGAUGCUUUGAUAAUUAUCUUGGAGGGCUUACGGCAGUUACAAGUGCUCAACAUAUCUCAUUGCCUCGUUGUUGAGGUCCCUCCACCUCCUGCACCUAGAAAAGCUUUGAAGCAGCUUGAUAAGUCAAUUCUUGAUAGGGCUUCUCAUUUACGCGAAUUUUUAACAUGCAUAAAUGCUUCAUGCAUUAUGUGCCAACGGACAAGAAGCGAUGAGGGGCUCUUAAGAUGGUAUCGGUAUGAAGAAGGGCUUUGGAAAGUAGACGAGGUUAGAUCUCUUGUAAUCUGACUGGAGCAUUCUGAGGUAGUAUUUCUGUAGUUUAGGUUACCUUUAUUCUUCUUUGGUAAUUAUAAUCAGACUAAAACUAAAUUUGAAUGAAUGUAACAGUUGUUCUCUUUUAGUUUUUGUUGCAUAAAACAUAUCUUCCCUUAGAAUGGCUGAGCUGAGGUUUGGGGGGAGGUGUUUCAAUAGAUUAGCUGCUUCCUUUCGGGAGAUUUGUUUAGUUUGUACAAUUUUCGACUCUUUGUAGUUGUACAUAUAUGAAAUAAAUGGUUCUGGU